UCUUAUCCAAGCAACCUGGGCAUAAUGAAAUUCCUCUGAUGUGGCACCUUAUCCAUAAAUCCUUUUCUAUUUGUUUUCUAUUUGUAUUACAAAUAGUUUAAAUAAAUAAAAAAAACAGCAUCAAAAAGUAGCACCUGAAAAUUCAAAACCUCAUCAAUAAUGGCAUCAGUAACUCCAUUCAAGUCCCAAUUUGCGACAAAUCCAUUGCAACAAACACAAACAACACCCAGAAAGUUGUGUAUUUUACCCAUUAAGCAGAAGAAGAGGUUUUCGGUGAAGGCUGCAGUCGGAGAUCUCUCGUCUGAUAGUACUACUUAUUUGAUUGCUGGUGCAGCUGUUGUUGCACUCGUUGGUACUGCGUUUCCCAUCAUCUUUUCUCGCAAGGAUACCUGCCCGGAGUGUGAUGGUGCUGGUUUCGUAAGGAAAUCAGGAAGCACGCUCAGGGCUAAUGCAGCUCGUAAGGAUCAAGCUCAGAUUGUUUGUGCUACUUGCAAUGGCCUCGGCAAGCUUAAUCAGAUCGAUAAAUGAUCACUCUAAGAUUGUCUUAUGUUUUUGGCCUUCAUCUUCAUGACUUCUUUGGAAUAGCCUACUUUGGGAAGUCAUAUUUACAAAUUUUUAGAUUCUAAUGUCUUCUUACAGCCCGUUUGAUAAGUGGUAUUAAACGUUAGUAAUGGGAAUGAAAACCAGUGUAAUUUUGGUUGAAAAAUCUCUUGGCUACCUUAAUAGCCAUGUUUGUCCAACUUCAAUCAUCUCAUUUUCUUGAUAAAAUUCAUUCCAAUACAAAACUAAUAGGAGAGGUGAUAUUAGGUGGUAAUGGAAAUUUAUAAACAAAAAAUUUUUUUUUAAUCAAAGUUUCAUCACUAUGGGAAUAACAUGGAACUUUUGAUGAAAUUACACAAUAAAUCAUUACCAUUACCAUUAUUUAGUACCACUAACCAAACGGGCCGUGUAUUGAUAGUAUCAAAGUAAGACAAUAAACUUGUUAUAAUUCUUAUAAGUGCAAAUACUUCAAAUAGUUUGGUCGUUGUAUUACUUUUCCAACAAAAAUAAAACAUAUGAUAUGUUGUUUCUGUGAA
Molecule: messenger RNA, 1076 nt
Organism: Amaranthus tricolor (Joseph's coat)
Lineage: Eukaryota; Viridiplantae; Streptophyta; Magnoliopsida; Caryophyllales; Amaranthaceae
Exons: 2
Coding region: 160-528 (122 amino acids)
Cellular component (GO): chloroplast thylakoid membrane
Source: RefSeq, a predicted model, not a curated record